CUGGACCUUGUAUAAUAUAAAGGGGAAGAAAGGGGGUGAGGGUUUUAGAGAGCGCGGCGCAAAGCUAGUGGUAAUAAUUAUUCAUCAAGAAACACAAAGAAGAUUAUGGAUUCUUUCUCAUCACCAUCAGCAAGCGGCGGAUCAUCCCCUCCAAUCUCUCAAGAAGAUUUCAUGAACCAACUCAAAACCCAACUCGCCCAGGCCUAUGCUGAGGAGUUUCUCGAGACUGUUAGGGGAAAGUGCUUUGACAAGUGCAUCACGAAACCAGGCAGUAGCUUGAGUGGUGGUGACAGUAGCUGCAUUUCAAGGUGUGUUGAUCGUUAUAUGGAAGCCACUGGUAUCAUCAGCAGAGCUCUGUUUUCCUCCCAACGCUGAAGAUAAAACAUCACAGGCAACAAGCUUUAAGUAGAAUCUACAUGGAGAAGAGUAGUAACAAUUUACUAUGCAUUGCAUCUGCAUGGAGUUUACUUGAUUUUCCGUUUAAUUGGAACUACCAAUAUGAAUAUGUGUACUUGAAACUUUAGGCAAAGGUUUAUUUCUAUGAAACAGUCCAACUUCUUGGUUAAGAAUCCACCAUGUUUAUUUUA
Messenger RNA from Daucus carota subsp. sativus, 587 nucleotides. Its product is annotated as mitochondrial import inner membrane translocase subunit Tim13. Bases 106 to 375 code for a protein of 89 amino acids. The transcript has 2 exons. Lineage: Eukaryota; Viridiplantae; Streptophyta; Magnoliopsida; Apiales; Apiaceae. The record is from RefSeq and is a predicted model, not a curated record.